CAUCCUCCGGUUGAGUUGCCGUUUCUAAACCUUCGGUUCAUCGUUUGCAUGGAUUUUACCUUUUCGAACUAAAUAUACAGACGUGUUGUUUAAAUGUUUGUUUUAUUCUAUAGUUAACAAUUCAUGCCUAUCAGAUAAGAAACCCCUAUACGUGCGUUACUCAACGGCUUGCGUAACACGUGAGUUUUCGACUUGCUUAGCUCCAGCUCGGGCUCCAACACAGACAUAUUCCGCCUUAAUUUGCCCUAUUGCUCUGUUGCCUGCCAGCAGGCUCUUAGAAACUUAAUUAGAAACUUAAUUUUGUGGUUCUUGGUUCCGAGAUGUCGCAAAUGUUUACCAAUGCCAGAGUGCGUUUGGUCUCCGGGUUGGUAAGACUGCCCAGCUGUGUAAAUUCAAGGGCGGUAAGAGUGACUCCUGCCAUCUGCAGACAUCAACAGAGGACUUAUAGCUCCAAAUCUGCUGCUGUCAAGGUGCUGUAUGACGGGCUAUGUCCCAUUUGUGUAAAAGAGAUCCGGUUCCUCCAGUUUCUUCAAAGAAGCAGGCCUGGGAAAGUUGAUUUUAUCGACAUCUCCCUGCCGGGCUACGAUGGAGAGAAAUACAUGGGUGUCACUUAUGAGAUGGCCAUGGGUGAAAUGCACGUGAUUGAUGGGGAAGAUAAGGUGCAUCGUGGGAUUCCAGCUUUUGCAGUCAUGUACAGCGCAGUGGGCCUCGGCUGGCUGGGCCGCUUCAUGAUGUGGCCGCCUGUGAGGCCGUUUAUGGACAAGUCUUAUGACAUCUUCGCCAGAAAUCGCUUAAAGUGGACAGGACGCGGAGAUGAGUGCACUACAGGACGCUGUGAAAAGAAAACCCAGUGACACUAAGCCACAGAUAAAAAGUAUGUUUAACAAAUUACCUAAUUGGGAGAGGAACAAGGUUAUGCUUUGCUUUGGUAAACCAUUGGUUUAUUAUGAAUCUGUCUGGAAGAGAUCCAAGACUGUUGCUACCUGAAGGGAGGACUUUGCUGCCUGGUCAGAUGUUCAUUGUUAAGAUGCAGAUUUUCUGACCUUAAAUUCCCAAAUCACAGUGCCAUUUAAAGCUACAAUAUUCCCCUACAGAGUAAAGCUGACUGUGGCUGUCCUGCAGUGUAAUAUCACGCCACUGAAGUACAAGUAAGAUGCCUCGAGGCACAAAGAAAGCAGAGCUUAAUUAUAGCGCUGUUGCAGAAAUGCACUGUGAAAACACCUAAAGAAGGUUCAGAAAAGAGAUAGAAACAUUUGCUGUAAAUCUGUAUUCUUUGAAUUGCACUUCAAGAUUUGUUUGAAAUGAAAAGGGAGAUAAAAAUAAAAUAUUUU
This is a messenger RNA of Cheilinus undulatus (humphead wrasse), 1331 nucleotides long. RefSeq lists its product as uncharacterized. The coding region runs from base 321 to 854 and encodes 177 amino acids. Gene Ontology annotation, molecular function: protein-disulfide reductase activity. Lineage: Eukaryota; Metazoa; Chordata; Actinopteri; Labriformes; Labridae. The record is from RefSeq and is a predicted model, not a curated record. The transcript is spliced from 3 exons.